Melampsora larici-populina 98AG31 is the source of this 1980-nucleotide messenger RNA. RefSeq lists its product as uncharacterized. NCBI's taxonomy places the organism in Eukaryota, Fungi, Basidiomycota, Pucciniomycetes, Pucciniales, Melampsoraceae. The transcript is spliced from 7 exons. The record is from RefSeq and is a predicted model, not a curated record. Gene Ontology annotation, cellular component: endoplasmic reticulum membrane. Gene Ontology annotation, biological process: unsaturated fatty acid biosynthetic process. Gene Ontology annotation, molecular function: iron ion binding; stearoyl-CoA 9-desaturase activity. The coding region runs from base 1 to 1980 and encodes 659 amino acids.
AUGAUCCGAAAAGACAGACAAACAAAGAGAGUGAAGGGUGAAUCUGUUGAGCAAACUUUGACUGAGUUUAAUCACACCGACGUGGACCAUCGAACUCAUAGCACUUCAUCCAAUCAGUCAUCCUUCUUGACCGAUCAUGAUAAACUUCCACCUAUCUGGUGGUCAAAUGCAAUUUUUUUUAUUUCCGUACAUGCCUUCGCGGUAUUCGGUAUAAUCUUUAUCGCACCCGUUCAUAAGGUUUCGAUAAUCAAUCUGAUCUUAUGUUGGACAUACUGUCAACUUGGUACCUUUGGUAUCACCAUUGGUUAUCAUCGCUUAUGGUCUCAUCGCGCCUUUGUGGCUAUCGAGCCAUUUCGUUGGUUUCUUGUCUUUGCUGCUUCCUUCGGAUUCCAGGGUAGUGUACGUUGGUGGGUCCUUCGACAUCGGCUGCACCAUCGCUGGACCGACUCCGAGGAUGACCCUUAUAAUGCCAAAAAAGGACUCUUGUUUUCUCAUAUGGGAUGGAUAUUUCGUAAACCAAAGUAUGAGAAACUGAAACUAGUGGAUCGGUCUGAUCUUGACCGUGAUCGUGUUCCCUUGGUAAAUCUAAAUCAUGGUCUCAAUUUCAAUGCGGUUAAUAUGGAUCUUUUUUUAAAACAAACAGUGGUGAACUUCCAACACAGAUAUUAUAUUCCUAUCAGUGUUAUCAUUGGAUUUGUUCUGCCGCACUUCUUGUCGACCUACAUAUUCAAGUGUAACACACAUUCAACUUGGGAUGGCUUGAUCUGGGGCGGGUUUGUGUCAAGGCUGAUAAUUUGGCACUUGACCUUUUUUAUCAAUUCUCUGGCGCACUAUGUCGGUGAUCAGCUCUUUGACCUUGACAUCACCGCCCGUAGCAACUUUUGGCUUGCUAUCUUUACAUGUGGUGAAGCCAAUCAUAAUUAUCACCAUGUAUUCCCAAGAGACUAUCGUAAUGGACCAGCUACGUUAGAUUGGGAUCCGACAAAGUGGAUCAUCUAUCUUUUAUACACCUAUACGCCGCUAGUGACAAAGAUCUACCUCACACCACCUGAAGAAAUAGAACUUGCAAGGAAAAGAGUGUUAAGAUUGACACGUCUGGCACCUAGGCCUUCACUCAAAGUCGGAGGUCCUCGCUGGUUUCCUUCGCUUGAAGACUUAUUCAGCCAGCGUGGACCAGAACCUUCGCCAACGUGCGACAGCGAUAGUGAUGAGAAUACAAGCUUGCGAGGUUCGCAAUGGAUGGAUCGUGAAGGCGUCAUUCACAAGAUGACCGGACAACCAACGUCGAGUUUGAGGAAAACGGGACUUACGCUUUUACCCUCUUCCGCUUCAGAAUCUGAUUCUGAUUUCGCUCCCGCACAAGACAAAUCGCCUGGCGGCGGUGUUUCUCCAGCACAUUCAAUCAGCCUUCAAGAGAAUGAAGCUGGAGACGUCAAUGUGAUCCGGAGUCGACAUCGAUCAAUACCUAGUUGGUCAAAAGCUCAGAUCAGUCAGCAUCUCUUGGACUAUCUUGUUGGAAAAUCUGAUCAACAGAACCAUCUUGAAAGAGAUGUGAGCACUAUACGGACAAAAUUACAGAAGUCAAUCAUCCUACUCAUUGAUGGCUACCUCUUGGAUGUCACGACAUACGCCUAUGAGGGAAACCACCCCGGAGGCAUCAAGAUCCUUCGACAAUAUUCCAUCAUCCGUCCGGCUGCACUUUUGUCGAAAUGUCACAAAGAUGAUAUAUCAGCCAACGGUGACAUAGUCGAACUUUCGUCGCGCAGAGAUGAUGAAGAUGAUGAUUCUAAAAGGAUUUCAAGCGUGAUUGACCAACUGGCGACCGAUGAUCGUUUGACGGAAAGCAAUGAUUCUUGGAUGAGCGGUUAUCAGAUUGAAUGGAUCGACUCUAGUGACGCAUUUUACGUCCAAUUAAAUCAGCACUCAUGGCCCGCUAGACAGAAGAUGAAGCAGUUCCGAAUUGCAAAAUUGGUUCCAUGA